Messenger RNA from Brettanomyces bruxellensis, 906 nucleotides. RefSeq lists its product as uncharacterized. The transcript has a single exon. Lineage: Eukaryota; Fungi; Ascomycota; Pichiomycetes; Pichiales; Pichiaceae. Gene Ontology annotation, molecular function: magnesium ion binding; inorganic diphosphate phosphatase activity. Gene Ontology annotation, cellular component: cytoplasm. The coding region runs from base 1 to 906 and encodes 301 amino acids. The record is from RefSeq and is a predicted model, not a curated record. Gene Ontology annotation, biological process: phosphate-containing compound metabolic process.
AUGUUUGCAUGCCUUACUAAAGAAGCCGGAAAAUGCUCCAGGAGAUUAUUUUCAACAAUCCAGAAAGGUCGGAAGUACACUAAAGAGUUCCAGACCUACCUUAUAGACGACUCUGGACGACCAGCUUCGUUUUUUCACGAUGUUCCAUUGGAUUUAAAUCCAAAAACAAGCACAGCUUCGAUGGUUAUCGAAAUUCCAAGAUAUUCGCAAGCAAAGUUUGAAAUAUCAAAGGAACUGCCCUGGAACCCAAUAACGCAGGAUACCAAGAAAGGAAAAUUGAGAUACGUCAACAACAUCUUCCCAUUUAAAGGCUACCCGUUUAAUUAUGGUGCUUUUCCACAGACUUGGGAGGAUCCAACGUUUGAAGCCUUGGGAAAUAAAGAAUUGUAUGGAGAUGAUGAUCCGCUUGAUGUGCUUGAAUUGGGAAGUACUGUUGGCAAGUUGGGUGAGAUCAAAACUGUAAAAGUGUUGGGUGCUUUGGCAAUGAUAGAUGAAGGAGAGCUAGACUGGAAAAUCAUUACAAUCAACUUGAAGGAUCCAAUGGCUAAAGUAUUGACAGACAUUAAUGAUGUUUCAACUGUUAUGCCCGGAUCUCUAAAUGCAAUCAAAAUCUGGUUUAAGGACUAUAAAAGACCCGCUGGUAAACCAGAGAACACCUUUGCAUUCGAUGGAAGGUACUUAGGCCGCAAUGAUGCUGUUUCUGUAAUUGAACAGUGCAACAAAAGAUGGUCAGCUCUCGUCUCCGGGAAAACAACACUCAAGGGAAAAAAGCUUCCUCAGAUUUUAAAUUCGACCAUUAGGGAGUCUAUUGGUUUUAGAAAUCGAACCGAACUCCAUAUUGAGGCUUAUUCAGGUGAGAAUGGUGUUCCUAAACCUGAUUCGACUGUAUUCUAUUACGGAAAUUAA